CGGAGCCCGGCCAGCCCCGCCAGACCUGCCGCCCUCCGCCGCCGGCGCUCCAGUUGAUUUGAAAUACUACAAGCUUGGAAGAGACUUCUGCUUUUGGAAGUCAAGCUUUCUUGAAUAUAGAGCAAAAGAAUAUAGCCUGAUGAAACAGAAGAUUUGAUCUAGACACAUUUUGCACAAUGGCUGAAAAAUCGGUGAAACCAGCAAAACGAUUAUCCUCAGAAUCAAACUCUCAUGAGGGAGCUACGGCAGGAGAAAUAAGUGCUCUGGAAGAGGCCUUUAGAAAAUUUGCUGUCCAUGGUGAUACAAGAGCCACAGGAAAAGAAAUGCAUGGGAAGAACUGGUCAAAGCUAUGCAAGGACUGCAAUAUCAUAGAUGGGAAGAAUGUGACAACCACAGAUGUUGACAUCGUCUUCAGUAAAAUCAAGGGAAAGUCUGUAAGAACUAUUACUUUUGAGCAGUUUAAGGAAGCUCUUCAAGAACUCUCCAAGAAGCGAUUUAAAGACAAAAGUGAUGAGGAAGCACUUCAAGCAAUGUAUAAACUAAUUGAAGGAAAAGGCCCAGGUUUAACUGGAGUAACGAAAACCGUUGCAUCUCCAACUGUUUCACGCCUCACAGAUACUUCAAAAUUCACGGGUUCUCACAAAGAGAGGUUUGAUGCCAGUGGGAAAGGAAAAGGCAGAGCUGGCCGAGAAGAUCUGGUGGAUAACUCAGGAUAUGUAUCUGGUUAUAAGCAUGCAGGCACAUACGAUCAUAAAGUACAAGGAAACAAGUAAGGCUGAGGGUUUACAACACAGAGGGGGAUAGAGUAUAUAUUUGUAAGGAUGAUGUUAUGAAUCCCAUGUUUCAAUUAUUUUGAAUGUCGAGACUAUGUUGUCAAGAAGUUGUCUUCAGGAACUGGAACUGAUUUCAACAUCUGCUGAGCUACAUGCAGCACAAUGCCACUUCUUUACAUUCCUCAUGCAUAUUUUGGCAAAAAUAAAUAAAUAAAUAUGUAGGUAUAAAAAAUACAUUAUUUUGUUGAGCUUUAGGAAAAAAAACCCAAACCAGCAAACAACAAAGACAAAGUUAAGAGCAGUUAUACCACACUUUGUCAAUUCUAGCAAAAGAUCUCAAACAUUCCUAGGUUGCCCUGAUGAUGUCAAAGAGAACCUUUUGAAAAGAGGAUCUUUUGUAGCAGUAUUUCUGAAGAAUAUCCCAUUACUUAUGCAGUUUCAUUUCACUGUUGCUUUAGGUUUUGGGUUUUUUUUAAGUGUCUUUUAUGGGAUCUAGCACUUUUCUUAAAACAUUCAACUAUAAACUACUGGGAAAUAAGUAGUAGUAAUAUACUAGGUUCUAGCCUGUGAUUGUCAUAUACCACUCAUUGGAAAACUGAAAAAAAGCUAUUUCUAGGACAAUAUAGGCUCUAAAGUAUUUUAUGUCAACAGAAAGAGUUGGAAAAUACCAGCCCUUACUUUCCUCCUGUCUAUACUUUGUCUUUGUUCUUGUGUGUACUGUAGCAUGGUUCUGACUGGCUGGAUUUGGAUGGAGCUAUUGUACUAAUCUGAGAAGUGAGGAACAAGACUUUACUAAGAAAGUAUAGUUAAGGAUUUUCACAGUCUGUUUUCAAAUUUGCACUGCCUCACAUUGGAAGUGAAGGGGGCAUUAAGCUAAUAAUAGUUUAAAAUAUUGUUUAUGACUUAACACUGCCAAUCAGAUUGCUAUUAAAUGAAAGUUGUUUUGCACAUAUGUUGUCACAUAGGCCCUUUAAGCUCUAACAUAUAUAAGGAAAGCUUAUGACCCCUUGGAGUAAGGACAUUUACAAUUAAUAUCUAUGUAAUUAGGUGCAAUUUUACCCCAAAAAACCAACAUUAUAACUGGGCUAUAUUUUAUGAUAGAUUCAUUUGAAUCCAAGGGACAAGGGAUUUGUUUACUCUUGUUGCUAGACUUGGGAUUAAUAGUAUUGCUGGGAAUGGCUUUCCAAUCUUACCGGGAGAGCCAGUCCCACAGGUUUAAGGUACAGGCAGCUGAGUGUGACCUAGCUGGUGUCCAGAAUGCCAAAAGAAAUUAAUUGAAAUAAAAAUAACUUUUUUUUAAAUACUGGUUUUAAAGGAGAGAAAACGCCGUUCCAAUUUUCUGCAAGAGCUGAACAAAUACCUUGAUGUAUUACUCUGUUUCUCUAAAGUUAUGAAAGAUAGGUUGUUCAGUAUUCAAAACCAGCUCUUUGCAGUUCUGCUUUGCUUUCUUUCAAAAAGAGCUUGUGCCCUGAUUUUCACAUUCAACUCUUAAUAAAGGUUAAUAGAUGUAUUGCUCUCCCCCUACCCAUACCAGCAAUCCACUCAAUACAUAAACGUAGGUGAGCAGUGUAUGCUGUCAUGUGCCAUGCAGGUGAACAAUCUGUAUUUGGCCAAUGUAUGGAAAGGGAGCACUGGUUUUCAGCCCUUACACUGUUCAUGUUUUGUUCUGCUGACAUUAUGUGGUAGCCUGUCCUGUAAUUUCACCCUCAGUGAAGACCCUUUGAGCGCAUACAUCAACCUAAAACCAAAACAACAAUAGCAAACAAAAUGCAAGGGCUUCCUUGUGGACUUGGACAUGCUUUUGUUUGUAAUUAACAUUGAUGUUUUUCUUUAAGCGGGAGGGAAGUUUGCCAAAACAGCACAUGCUCCUGUAAAGAUUUAACUGGCUUUUCCCAUGGAUGGCUUUGGUUACCUGGGAAGAGUUUAGGUGUAUGUAAAGAUGCUCAGGAUGCAAAGUGUUCAACUUUGUGAACCCUUUCCAAGAAUUAGCCAGUGUUCUUGAAAAGUGAAAGGUUAUCCACUCCUGUGUUGCACUGGGGACCUGUCACACUCCAAAGCAGAAAACAGGAUACUUGAUACCAACAGUGGCUAAAUUAUUCUGGCAUGGUAGUAAACUGUCUAAAUGUAAAGAGCCUUCUUUGUCAUUGGUGCCUGUGCACCUGAAGAUGGCUCCAGGGUAGUCCUUGUUUUUUUUACUGAAUAAAAAGGCUGAGCCUACAACCCUUGAUAAAUGCUUCAGCUGAGUUACAUGCAAAAUCAGUAUCCCUGUUUUUCCUUUUGACUUUACUUGACUAAUAACUCACUGGUAACUGAAAAGUUCUGGACCCAGCCUCACUAAAGGGUGAAGUCCAGCCUACUGCAGCGUCCCAGAGUACACUGUUGACCCGGGCAUUUGUUUGUUGCUAGCUAUUGUCUGGCACAUUGGGCGACACUUUGCUUUUAGGUACACAAAGGACAGACUUUCUCAGGUGCCCAAAUACAGAGUCUGUAAUGCCAUAAUGUUUCCAUACAGGAGGAGUGAUUGGUUAGGAAGAUUUAAAGAUAUAAUUAGGUUUUAAGCUGUUAGUUCAAAGUGAGAGAGAUCAGCACACAAAUAUGAUAGAAGGCAUGCCAGGGAAUUGAGAGUGCAGACAGAUCCAAGCUGACACUAUCUAGAAAUUGACUUAUAAGAGACUGAUGGAAUGAGCUAAGGUUCUGCCAGAGUUUACUUUGCAUUGCUUGUGCAGUAUAAAAUCCCUGCCAUGAACCAAAGCACUUUAUUUGUACCUGAUGCAAACUUUGAAAUUCUUUCAAUGGCAUGGUAAGCUUGGGAUCAGAACCUGAGAAGAUGGUUCAGACAGCAGUAUUUUAUUUUGAGGAACAUAUUUCUUUUUUCUUCUUUGUUUCUUCAGUCUGAUAGUUUUAAACCUCAAAGUGAUACAUGAAAAGAAGUCAUUCUGAUGAAACAGUUUAAAAGGAAAGUUGUUGCUAGGAAGAUAGUACUUAGUAAAGGUUUUUCUCUUUUAACUAUGCUUGGUGUGAAAGAUAAUGGUUAUGAAUAAAAGUAUCUUAUGCAUCAGUAUAUUAGGGGUUCUUAAGCUCUUAUUAUUCCACUAAUAUUGGUAGAAAUUAAAAGCCUAAAUACUUGCUUGAUUAUUAGCUCUUAAGCUCCAGGUCUGCUUGGGAAUGAGGCAAAGUACAUUUUACUCAUCUGCUAUUCCCUCAACUCUCAGGACAGUAAGUACAGCUUAUACCUCAAAGAUGACAGGAAGGGAUAGCUGAGGAGGUGCCCCACUUUCAGCCCUUAGAGUGUUGUAGAGCAUAUUCUUUUCUGAUGCACCAUGCUGCAGACUGUAACUAAAUUUCAUGUCUGACGUAAGGACAUGGGAACCUAAUAAGGUUUACUGUUCUCUCUUUUUUUGGGGGGGGCAUCUCAAUUCAUUCCAUCUAAAUUUCCAGCUUGAUUUUCAGCAUCUUCCACUAUGUAACACUGUCUUAUGUGAUAUCUUCUAUAAAACCCUGUUGUUCCUAGUUAUCUUUCCUUUCAUUACUACAGUAGAUGCUACCAAAAGAAAUGUGAUCCGAAAGUUUAGAUAGCUUUUAGAAAUAACUGCCUUAAAGAACAAACUCAAAUUUCAUUUAAAUACUGUGGCAGUACACAAUCCUUACCUGUGUGUCUACUGAAGCCUAACCUGACCAUCAAAACCUGACAAGACUGAGGACAAGAAACGAGAAUCCUUACUGAGGCAAAUGAAUAGUCAUCAUAAAUAAUUUUCUAAAAAUAAUGUAGUUUUUUAGUAAAAUAUGCAGCAGUCAAAAGGGAUUUUCUUCUUAGGGCUUGCUUACUAAUUUUGUUUAGUCACUCCAUGAGCUUUAGUUGAACGUUUCCCUGGGAGUUUUGCAGCCAUUAGUAUGGAAAUACAAAAACCAAAAAUGAUUGGCCUGCUCUUUGUGGUUAUCAAAGCUAUCACAAUAGCAUUACUGAGAAGCAGACAUUGAAAAACAUACAUAGUUUCAUGGGUCCUAUAUGAACAGCUGUAAUUAAUUGUAGUCAAAUAUUUGUAAUUCCAAGGGGAAUGUUGAAUAUUAGACUAUAGCCAAAAUUUAGUCCCUAUUUUUUAAAACUUUAAUACUUCUUACCGCCUUUUCAUUUAGGGAAGGGAAAGGGAGAUUUCAAAACUACUUGUGUCACAGUUUGUGUUUUUCAUCAGCAUAGAGAUUGUCUUUCAAAGAUAUUUUAAAUUCAAGCAUCUAUUUUACUGACCUUACCUAAAUUAAAAAUUCUGACAAUUAAAUUCAAAAGUCUGACAAUGUUUUAGCAUUAUGCAAAGCUUUGUUCACAAAGUACCAUUUUAGUCCUCCAUAUUUUCCCUCUAUUGGCGCAAUUAAUAUUUUUUAUAGUAGCUGGAAUUAGGCAGAACAAAAAGGCAAAUGAUUACUAUGGGUUUGACUUGCAAGUGAUAAGUAUCCCAGCCAUCUGUAACCAUCUGUAGAGAAAAUCCUCAUGUAUAUUCCUCCAAAACCAACACUUUAAAGUUGUAAUUGAUAGGUUUUUUCCUCGAGGCUUUACAUAGUUAUGAAAUUAAUUUUAAUUCUUUGUGCCUGCAUGUAUGAUAGUCAAAACAUAACCCUGCCUUCAGGGAUGCAUGUAUUCUGGGGGCACGUGCCUGUCAUCCGUGAAUAAGAAUUCUCUGCACUGGCCAAGAGCAAAUGUAGCGUUGCACUGGUAUGUGUCCUCCUCUUAACUGACUGUCAACCUUGCGUGUGUGCCAAAAUAACUACACCUUUGUGUAUGUUGUUUGUAGUGUGAAUAUUAUGUUCUUGGCUUGUCAUUUAGUUGGUAUUAAGUAAUGUAAUGCACAAGACUUGUGUAGGUUUGUGUGUGUGCAUACACAUGCUCUUUGGAUCUGGCAUAAGUAAUUAAACUGUAUACAUGUUGAUGAAAAACUUAAAUUUUAUUAGGGACAAGCUCUAGUCCUGCAGCCAGUGCUGUUCCACUUGGCUGGUUGGGGGUGUUGUCAUUCUCCCUUCAUACCAUAAAGGUAAAAAUUUAAGGAGGCUUUUAUGGUUUUACCUGUCUACCCUGUUCUGAGAGCAAUCACUCUUCAGCAAUUCUAACAUAGACUUAGUGUGACAAGAGGAGUUUCUCCAUGGUGAGGAAGUAGGAGUGAGUAAGGGUGAAAGCAAGCUUUCCUCUGAGUACACUUAAGAAACCAUUUAAAACUAUGCUCUGCAUGGGCCCUGUAUUUUCCUUUGCCUCACCUUUGUGAAGCAAGGUGACACUCACUGUGUAAACACAGAGUUGUUCCUCACCUGUUAGUAAGUAUAAAGCUGUGGUACAAUGAGAUGGGAACAGGAAACAGGAGUGUCAUACAUUGCCUAUGGAUUCAAGUCUUGCUUGAACCUUUGUACAAUUAAAUACCAGAAGCAUAAUGACAGCUCUUAAACUUGUGUGAAAUUCUUAAUGUCUGGAGUACCUCAAAUUAAUAUAUGUGUACCUCCUAUAUUUGGAGUGUUUGCCCAUAAAAUAUCAUUUAACAUUCAGUUGCUCAUUUUGUGCAACCCCAAAAUGCCCAUUUGGCUUACUCAAUAUUACCUGGAAAUGAUGGUCAGGGAUGUUCAAGUCUUCAGAAUCCUAGAACUACCAAGAAACCUGUAGCUGAAUUCAUGCUGGCUCUUUAAACCCAAAACCAAUGCUUUGAAUUCUGUCCCAGCUAAGAAUAAUGCUUCUAGAAGUAAAAGAAUAUUGCAGAUAGAACCUCCAUGUCUUCAUUGUCCAAGUAAUUUAUUUUUUUCAGGGAGAAAUAUCUGUUUAUAUAUAUUUAGUAUUUUUUUCAGUAUAUUAACCUUGGUAUAUUGCUUUAAAAACCCUAUGGAGAAGGUGGAUUUAAAAACAAGUUUAAGAUACAACUCUUGACUUGUCAGAAAACGUUUGAAUUGGCUUAUUUCAUUCAAACUAAUUGAUCAUGAACUCAAGGCAGACUUUAGCAAGAAUAAUUCUGAUCAUAAACAAAAGGGAGGAAAUUACAGCAUUCUUGACAGACAUUUGCAGUUCUGGUAGUCUGAAGCAAUUUUUUUUUAAAGUUAUCUUUUGUAUUCAUGCACAUGCACAUGUGCAUGCACACAGGCACCUACUUAGGGACAUGGAUAUACAUGAGGGCAAAAGUACAGAAGAGACAUUUUUUUCUCUUUAAACCUUGGAUUUAGAAAUUCACAUUGAAAUGACCAACUGACUAACCUGAUUUGGAAAAAUGAUAAGCUACUAUCAUAUUCCAUUGCAGCUAAAUAGCCAAUGAAUUAAUUUUUAAAUACAGUAAUACAACAUCUCUUUUUUGUGAGUUACUGUAAAGCUUAUGGCACUGUACAAAGUGAGUUUUGAUGUAAACAUUUGGAAAGGCCUCAAAGAUAAUGCUCAUGAUAAUUUGCCCUUACCUAUCUUUAUGCAAGGUUUUUCUACUACUUUGCACAUUUUUCAGAAAACAUCAGAAACAUGAGCAAAGUUACACUCAACUAAAUUAAAAAUGUGGCCAUAAAAAUACACUCAGUUGCAUUUUGAUCAGGAGCUACAUUAUAGAUGAACAACAAAAUAAGAAAAAAGAUGGCAGUCUGAAUCCCCACAGUGGUAAAUUAUUUUAAGUUCCACUUUACAUCAGAUGACUUUCUAUAUGCUUUCAUUUGCUCAAAUACUAUUUUUAAACAAAGUAAUUAAAUGUGAAAUAAUGCAGCCUGGGCUCUGUUAAAUAGGGUUAUAUUAAUGCAACUGAAAUGCUGUGUAUGUCUGUAAUAUUCAAGCUAAAUAUGUACUAGAUCUUUAAAAAGGUUUUGUGUAAAAUCAGUUAACCUACAAAAUUAUAUCCUGUAUAAAAUUGUGUUGGCAAACUACUUUUGUUACACUGUAGUGUGUGAAAAGGUAAGAUCAUAGGCAAAAACAAGUUAUAUGGUGCAAAAAAGUGUGUUUGUUUUUAAUCUUUGUGCUGAGUUCAAAAUAUAUCAGCUUUGGCAAAUUCUUGCAGCAGGGAAAAUUUUGUACAAUGCUUAUAAUACAAAGUAAUUUGUCUUUACAUUCUGUAAAGCAGAGAAAUGGUCAAUGUUGGAUAAGUAUAUUGAAGUUUAUUCUUAGCAAGGUGUUAUAUUUCACAGAUUUAAAUAUUAGAGGAGAAAUAUAUAUUUAUACAGAAGUAUAAUUUUUGAAUUAGAUUCAGUCAUGAACCUUUUAUUUAUCCACAUUAUGCUUUAUUCCUUUGCUAGCUUAUUUAUCAGUCCAUGCUAUUCCAACAUCCAUUUCUAAUUCGAUUUAGUUGUUUUGAUUCUUCAUUUGCACAAAUCUGGAUAUGCAUGCUGUCAGGACCUGAUCAUAAAGGGUGGAGGCAAAACUGUUUUGUCUUUGAUUACAUAGAGCACUAAUUGAAAUUUAAUUGUUAAGCAGUUGGGAUAUGGAGAGAGGUCUUGACAUAGUCUUCCUUGGAGCAUUGUACACGAUUAUAAAAAAACUUCAGUGAAGCUUACUAGUUUUUGUUCUUAUUUUCAUUUGUCUUUCAUCAACCAGGAAGUUGCUGUGUGCUAAAAAUUACCUGCAAUAUUUCUAAUUGCAGACUUUGCAAACAUUGACAUGCAGCUGUACUAGCCUACUGUGUUCACUGUGAAAUUUUCAACACGGUAAAAAAUUUUACAUGAUCAUUUAAUCUUACAAGUUUACUUUUUCUCACUAAUUUAACACUGAAUCUUCUUUACAUUAUUGCAAAUUAACAACUUGAGCAUAGCAUUUCUAAAUCGUAACUAUAGUAGAUAAACGUGUCCUAAGCAAAGAUUUUUAACCACUUGAUGAAGGGGGCCAGGCAUCAUCCAGUGCAAAGCACACUGGGCAAAAUCUUAUCCCCACUGCAGCCAGUUCCACAAUUCUAGCUGGUAUUAGCAAAAAUGGAACCACCAUUUCCAAGGGGUUAAUACGCUUAGUAACUAUGACAAGAGGUUAUGGGGGAGCACAACAGUGAUUCUCUUAUUUCCAUGUCUUUGUUUCUGUUAAUUUAAAACUACUACUCUUCAAUCUUUAAAAUAAGUAAAAGAAACUUGAAGGGGGGGAUCAUAUACUACUUGUUUGUACUAGGUUUUUUCAGGAAAAGGAAACAAAUUUAUAUAUAUAUAUAUAUAUAUAUACAAUAUAUUUUUACACUGUUUAUUAAUGCUAGAAAGUAUUAAAUGUAUCACUUUAUCUGUGUGAAUGUUGAAGUAAUGACAAUGUUAUGGAUGUUUUAAACCUUUUGAAGUUGUCUUGUUAAAUUCUAAACCCACAUUAACAAUGGAAAAGCUACUUUGUCUGCAGCAUUAUUGUUGAUGUUUUAGGGGAAAAGUUCAAGUUCAGCAGUUGUUUUGAUUAGCACUGUAAAAGCUUGGCUUGACAAGUUAUAGUGAAAUCCAUAUUUUAAACACCAUUUCAUUAAAGCAUAGCUUCUCAUAAAGUACAUUAUUGCUGUUGACUGACUGUAUAAAAUUGUAUUUUUAGUUGGUAAAGUGAUCAAUAAAUGUGUUACUACAUCAGUUCUGGGA
Messenger RNA from Lonchura striata (white-rumped munia), 9296 nucleotides. RefSeq names its product tubulin polymerization promoting protein (gene TPPP). Gene Ontology annotation, molecular function: tubulin binding. Gene Ontology annotation, biological process: microtubule polymerization; microtubule bundle formation; positive regulation of protein polymerization. Gene Ontology annotation, cellular component: microtubule. Lineage: Eukaryota; Metazoa; Chordata; Aves; Passeriformes; Estrildidae. The record is from RefSeq and is a predicted model, not a curated record.